ACCAAAAUUAAAUAAAAAUCCCAAAAAAAACAAAUUAAUAAUAAAAAAAAAAAAGAGAGAAAAUCGGAGUCUGGAAAAAAAGAGUAAAUGGGAAGCGACGACUGACUCUUCUUCCUCCUCCUCCUCCACCUCUUGUUUAGGUUCUUAGCACUGAAAUUUGAUCAGAAGUAAGCUUGUGGGUUAUGAUCUUAUUACUUUGUGGGUAUUGAUUUUGUCGAUCGGAUUCAGAGUUUUUCUCUUUUCGAUCGUUUUACUUAUCCAGUACACCAAGGCAAGGUUUGCGUGUUUCUUUUCAUGUCAUAUCAAGUGUUUUUGUGUUUUGUGAAGCUCUAGGUAAUCUAUGAGUUCUUGCUUUAGCUUAUCUCAUUAUGGAAUUAUCGGAUCUGUGUCUACUUUUUUGGGUUUUGUGGGAAAUGAUGAUUUUAUUUUUUUCAUCCACGAGUUUUCUCAUAUGACCUCUCAUUUUUCUUUGUUUUCUUUGAAAUAAAAUUAUGGAAUUCAAUGAUGAAGUUACUAUUUUUACCUAGUUGAAGCUGAGCUGAGUUAUUAAAGCAUCUGAUUUCAGCUUAAUUCACGAAAAUUUUCAUUCUUAUACUAACAUGUAUAUAUAUGUUUCUAUUUUAGGGUGUUGACGGUGUAGAGCUUCACGAAACAUAAACUUUCAUUUCUUCUAGCUUCUUGAUUUGCUCUUAAAGGUGCAUGUUGAAGUGAUUGAAAGCGAUUUACAUGUGACUUGCAGCUCGGUCAGACAUUAUACAUUACACUCAACACGAGAUUGGAAAGGAUGCUUGAGAAUCCAAAGUUCGAUUUGCACGCUGUUGGCAAUCACAACAACGACAACAAUUACUAUGCCUUCACCCAAGACUUUUAUCAAAAGCUCGGGGAAGAAGGUACAAACAUGUCUGUUGACAGUAUGCAGACAAGUAAUGCUGGAGGGUCUGUGUCAAUGUCUGUCGAUAACAGUAGCGUUGGUUCGAGUGAUGCUCUUAUUGGCCAUCCUGGUUUGAAGCCUAUGCGCCAUCCCUACUCUCUCUCGGAUGGCCAAAGCGUAUUUCGGCCAGGAAAAGUUACUCAUGCACUUAACGAUGAUGCCUUAGCACAAGCGUUGAUGGAUAGUAAGUAUCCAACCGAGGGACUGGUGAACUAUGAAGAGUGGACAAUAGAUCUGAGGAAACUACAUAUGGGUCCUGCUUUUGCUCAAGGGGCUUUUGGAAAGUUAUACAGAGGGACUUACAACGGAGAAGAUGUAGCCAUUAAGCUACUCGAGAGGUCAGAUAGCAACCCUGAAAAGGCACAAGCCCUCGAACAGCAGUUUCAGCAGGAAGUUUCUAUGCUUGCAUUUUUGAAGCAUCCUAACAUCGUUAGGUUUAUUGGUGCGUGCAUUAAACCGAUGGUGUGGUGCAUCGUGACUGAAUAUGCAAAAGGAGGGUCUGUCAGACAGUUUCUGACUAAGAGACAAAACCGAGCUGUGCCUUUGAAGUUAGCUGUUAUGCAGGCGUUGGAUGUUGCCAGGGGUAUGGCUUACGUCCAUGAGCGCAACUUUAUACACCGGGAUCUAAAGUCAGAUAACCUCCUCAUAUCAGCUGAUCGGUCCAUCAAGAUUGCUGAUUUUGGUGUUGCAAGAAUUGAAGUUCAAACCGAAGGGAUGACACCAGAGACUGGAACUUACAGAUGGAUGGCACCAGAGAUGAUCCAGCACAGACCCUACACUCAAAAAGUGGACGUGUAUAGUUUUGGAAUCGUGCUGUGGGAGUUGAUUACAGGUCUGUUACCGUUCCAGAACAUGACGGCGGUUCAGGCUGCAUUUGCAGUGGUGAACAGAGGAGUCCGUCCAACAGUCCCAGCAGAUUGUCUUCCUGUGCUUGGAGAGAUCAUGACACGUUGCUGGGAUGCGGACCCUGAAGUCCGUCCUUGUUUUGCAGAGAUUGUCAAUCUUCUGGAGGCGGCGGAAACUGAGAUAAUGACGAAUGUGAGAAAAGCCCGUUUCAGAUGUUGCAUGACGCAACCAAUGACAGUCGACUAAUCUGUUGUGAAGAAAGAGAGAGGAGAAGAAGAGGAAUGAACAAAGAAGAGAACAUAAAAGAAAAAAACAGAGAGAGAGAGAGAGAAAGCAAGAAGGGCUUUAGAUAUAUGUAAGUUUGUGUGUGUAUCUAUCUAUCUAUAUAUAUAUAUCCGAUUGUAUCUCUUUUCUCAAGAUAGGAGAAGUAACCCAACCAUUUUAGACUACUGAUUUUCUAGAUUUUUGUAUUAAGAAAGAACAACGAAAAAAUUAGAUGUACGGUGAUUGUCUCAAGUGUUUGGUUUAGUUUUCCUUGAAUUUGAUGAUGCAUACUUUUCUCCUUUCAGAAC
This is a messenger RNA of Arabidopsis thaliana (thale cress), 2349 nucleotides long. Its product is annotated as Protein kinase superfamily protein. The record is from RefSeq and is marked reviewed. The transcript has 3 exons. The coding region runs from base 785 to 2023 and encodes 412 amino acids. Gene Ontology annotation, molecular function: kinase activity; transferase activity; protein serine/threonine kinase activity. NCBI's taxonomy places the organism in Eukaryota, Viridiplantae, Streptophyta, Magnoliopsida, Brassicales, Brassicaceae.